This is a messenger RNA of Pichia kudriavzevii, 4569 nucleotides long. RefSeq lists its product as uncharacterized. The record is from RefSeq and is a predicted model, not a curated record. Gene Ontology annotation, biological process: xenobiotic detoxification by transmembrane export across the plasma membrane. Lineage: Eukaryota; Fungi; Ascomycota; Pichiomycetes; Pichiales; Pichiaceae. Gene Ontology annotation, cellular component: membrane. The transcript has 2 exons. Gene Ontology annotation, molecular function: ATP hydrolysis activity; ATP binding; ABC-type transporter activity. Bases 1 to 4569 code for a protein of 1522 amino acids.
AUGGAAACUAUAUCUGUUGGCAAGGAAUCUGAUGUUUCGUCAGAUGGCAAUGUUGCUUAUGGGGGUUUCAAUGAAGGUACUAACAAACAGAUAAGAGAUCUUGCCAGAGAAUUCACACGGCAGACCUCAGUUGGCGACGGUGUACAGGACUCAGACGAUGCUACCGAUUCAAACGAAGUUGAGAAGUUUGGUGUCGACCAUGCCAGUCCCAAUUCUCCCCCAAAAAGUAAUCAGUAUGACUUGUUGAGGACAUUAACAUCGAUGUCUCAAGUGCCAGGAGUGAACCCGGUCGACCAAACUAUAGAUCCAAGGCUAGACCCCAACAGUGAUGAAUUUGAGUCCAAGUUUUGGGUGAAGAACAUGAGGAAGUUACUUGACAGUGAUCCAGAUUACUAUAGACCAACGUCUCUAGGGUUUGCAGCCAAGAACCUGAUUGCAAAGGGUAUUUCAUCAGACGCCGAUUACCAAGCGAAUUUUCUGAACUACCCGUUCAAGGUUGUUCGAGACACAUACAUGGAUCUGUUCAGAGGGAACGACGAGUCCCGCUAUUUUGAGAUUUUGAAAUCCAUGGACGUUUUAAUCAAGCCGGGCACACUAACUGUUGUUUUGGGUAGGCCGGGUGCAGGGUGUUCGACGUUUUUGAAGACUGUUGCGGCACAAACAUAUGGUUUCAAGGUUGACGACAGUUCGAUCAUCAGUUACGAUGGAUUGACCCCUAAGGAAAUCAACAAAAACUACCGGGGUGAAGUGAUUUUCUCUGCGGAAAUGGAUAACCAUUUCCCACAUUUGAGUGUUGGACAAACGUUGGAGUUUGCAGCGAAGAUGAGAACACCACAGAACAGGUUCCCUGGAGUCAGUAGAAACGAAUAUGCAAAGCACAUGUCAGAAGUGUACAUGGCAACAUAUGGAUUGUCACAUACAGUGAACACGAAGGUCGGUGACAACUUCAUCAGAGGUGUGUCAGGUGGUGAGAGAAAGAGAGUCUCGAUUGCUGAAGCAUCGCUUUGUGGUGCCAACUUGCAAUGCUGGGAUAAUGCGACCAGAGGAUUGGAUGCUGCUACGGCUCUUGAGUUUGUGAGAGCAUUGAAGACAUCAGCACACAUUUUAGAUACCACACCUUUGAUUGCAAUUUACCAAUGCUCACAAGACGCGUACGACUUGUUUGACAAUGUUGUCUUACUUUAUGAAGGUUACCAGAUCUACUUUGGACCAGGUGAUCGAGCAAAGGACUUCUUUGAAAGGAUGGGCUAUGAAUGCCCAGACCGUCAGACCACGGCGGACUUCCUAACGUCGAUCACAUCUCCAGCGGAGAGAGUAGCCAAGAAAGGAUGGGAAAACAAGGUACCACAGACACCAAAGGAAUUUAGCGAUUACUGGAGAGCAUCUGCAGAGUACAAGGAGUUGGUUGCAGAUAUUGAUGAGUACUUGUCACACUGCCACAACAAUAAUACACGUGAAGAGUUUGCGGAAGCACAUGCCAUCAAGCAGGCUAACCAUGCAAGACCAUCAUCGUCGUUCCGGGUUUCUUAUUGGAUGCAGAUCAAGUUGAUUGCCCAGAGAAAUAUAUGGAGAACAAAGGGAGAUCCGUCGAUCAUGAUGUUUUCUGUUAUUGCUAACAUCAUCAUGGGGUUGAUUAUUUCAUCAUUGUUCUAUAAUCUUUCAGCAACAACAGGGACGUUCUACUAUCGGUCUGCAGCGAUGUUUUUUGCUGUUUUGUUCAAUGCGUUUUCUUCGUUACUAGAAAUUAUGUCAUUAUUUGAAUCGAGACCAAUUGUUGAGAAGCAUAAAAUGUUUGCCCUAUACCAUCCAUCAGCGGAUGCAUUUGCUUCCAUCUUUACAGAACUCGUGCCUAAAAUUUUAACUUCAAUUGGGUUUAACUUGAUUUAUUAUUUUAUGGUGAACUUCAGAAGAAAUCCAGGUCGAUUCUUUUUUUACUUUUUGAUGAACUUCAUGGCGACUUUAGUGAUGUCACACAUUUUCCGUUCAAUCGGUGCUUGUUUCAAGACGUUAUCGGAAUCGAUGCCUCCUGCCACAGUGUUCUUGACAGCCAUGGUUAUUUACACUGGAUUUGCUUUGCCAACGCCAAGUAUGCACGGAUGGUCAAGAUGGAUCAACUACCUUGAUCCAGUUGCUUACGUGUUUGAGGCGCUUAUGGCGAACGAGUUUGAUGGUCGUCGUUUUGAAUGCUCACAGUUCAUUCCGUCGUACCCGAAUGCUGAUCUGGCCAACCAAGUUUGUAGUGUUGUUGCAUCGGUUCCAGGGUUUUCAUAUGUUAAUGGUACAGAUUAUAUCUAUGAAUCAUACAGAUACAAGAUCACACAUAAGUGGAGAAAUUUUGGUAUUGUUGUUGGAUUCAUCAUAUUCUUCUUGUUUGUUUACGUCGCAUUAGUGGAAUUGAACAAGGGUGCAAUGCAGAAGGGAGAAAUCAUUUUGUUCCAGCAAUCCAAGCUACGUGAGAUGAGGAAGGAAAAGAAGUCCAAACAGAUCAGCGAUAUUGAAGGUGGAUCCGAAAAGCCAGCUGGUGUGUAUGAUCAUGGAAACGAGGAUAGCGAGGACGGCGUGAACAACUUGACGGUUGGCAGUGACAUUUUCCACUGGAGAGAUGUUUGUUACGAAGUGCAGAUCAAGGACGAGACCAGACGUAUCUUGAACCAUGUUGACGGAUGGGUCAAGCCAGGCACGUUGACAGCGUUGAUGGGAGCUUCGGGAGCGGGAAAGACGACGUUGUUGGACGUUCUGGCAAACCGGGUGACCAUGGGUGUUGUGUCGGGAUCGAUGUUUGUGAACGGUAGAUUGAGGGACCAGUCAUUCCAAAGAUCAACAGGGUAUGUUCAGCAACAGGAUUUACACUUACAGACAUCGACCGUAAGAGAAGCGUUGAGGUUUUCGGCGUACUUGAGACAAUCAAGGACGAUUUCCAAGAAGGAGAAGGAUGAGUAUGUUGAGAGUAUCAUUGACAUUUUGGAGAUGCGCUCGUAUGCAGAUGCUGUUGUUGGAGUUGCAGGUGAAGGUUUGAACGUCGAGCAGCGUAAGAGGUUGACGAUUGGUGUUGAGCUUGCAGCCAAGCCUAAGUUGUUAUUGUUUUUGGACGAGCCUACAUCGGGAUUAGACUCACAAACCGCAUGGUCGGUGUGUCAGUUGAUGAGAAAGCUUGCGGACCAUGGCCAGGCUAUUUUGUGUACGAUCCAUCAGCCAUCAGCGCUUUUAUUGAAGGAGUUUGACAGAUUGUUGUUCCUAGCGAAGGGAGGUCGUACGGUGUACUUUGGAGAUCUUGGAGAAAACUGCCAGACGUUAAUCAACUACUUUGAAUCGCACGGAGCACACCCAUGUCCAGCAGAGGCCAAUCCGGCGGAGUGGAUGUUGGAGGUCAUUGGAGCUGCACCGGGCUCACAUGCGAACCAGGACUACCACGAGGUUUGGAUGUCGUCUGAUGAGAGACGUGCAGUCCAAGAGGAGUUACACAGGAUGGAAACCGAGCUACUGCAAAUACCAGUUGAUGAUUCAGCGGAAGCCAAGAGAAGUUUUGCAUCUUCCUAUCUAAUUCAAUAUAUCUGUGUUACCAAAAGAGUAAUUGAACAAUAUUAUCGUACUCCACAAUAUGUUUGGUCGAAAGUUUUCCUUGCAGUUACAAAUUCACUUUUUAACGGUUUCUCGUUUUACAGAGCUGGUACUUCGUUACAAGGGUUGCAAAACCAGAUGUUGUCUAUUUUCAUGCUUUCGGUCAUGUUGAACACAUUGGUUCAACAAAUGCUACCACUAUACAUCACGCAACGGUCGAUAUACGAGGUGAGAGAAAGACCAUCGAAGACGUUCUCAUGGUGGGUGUUUCUUGCAGCACAAGUGACAGCCGAGUUCCCAUGGAACCUGAUAUGUGGUACAAUUUCAUACUUCUGCUGGUAUUAUCCUAUCGGUUUGCAAAACAAUGCGUCGGUCACACACACGACUGCAGAGAGAGGCGCUUUGACGUGGCUACUCAUUGUUGGGUUCUUUAACUACGCGUCAUCGCUUGGCUUGAUGUGCAUUGCUGGUGUAGAGCAAGAGCAGAACGGAGCUAACAUCUCGAGUUUAUUGUUCACUAUGUGUUUGAAUUUCUGUGGUAUUUUGAAGUAUCCAACAGGGUUCUGGAAGUUCAUGUACCGUGCGAAUCCCUUCACAUUUUGGAUUGCAUCGGUGCUUGGAGCGGGUGUGGGUGACACACCAUUAGUGUGUUCAUCUAAGGAGAUUGUCUACUUUGCACCACCGAAGGGUGAAACAUGUACUACAUACAUCCAACCAUACAUUGAUGAAGCAGGUGGCUAUUUGGUUGAUAGUGAGCGGGAAGGUUACUGUGGAUUCUGUACUGCGUCCAACACCAAUGCCUACUUGAAGUCGGUGCACGUUGAGUACAGCAAAAGAUGGCAAAACUGGGGUAUUUUUAUCUGUUUUAUUGCGAUCAACAACAUUUUUAUGUUCCUAUUCUACUGGUUGGCGAGAGUUCCAAAGAAAGAUAAUCGUGUUGAAGAUGCAUCUGCAUUGAAGAGUGAUGAGAAGGCACCCCUAGGUCCACAGCAUAGCAUGACAAUGCAGUAA